AUGGGACUCCUAGCCCUUGGGACGGCGUUGGAAUGGCCAGACGCCAAGAAGAAGGCGAGCCAGGUGCGCGAGUGGGGUAUCGAGCAAUUACUUGCCAAUUGGCGCAGAGCUCGUGGCAAAGAACGCGAUGCGUUGCUUUGGGGCGACGAGGUGGAAUACCUCGUGGUUGCUCUAGACGAUGCGGCAAAGAAAUCUCGCCUAUCUCUAGCUCAGGCCGACAUCUUAAAAUCACUAGCGCGAGACGAAGCAUUGUGGAAAUCCGGAUCUGGAGAGGGGAAUAAGCAUGCAGGCCACGACGGAGAGGAACCACCUCACUUCCACCCCGAAUUCGGCAGAUUCAUGCUUGAGGCGACUCCAGGAGAGCCGUGGGGAAUCGGGUUCAAAGAUCUAUUGAAGGUGGAGUCUAAUAUGAAGUGGAGACGUGAAGUGGCGAAAGCCCACAUGGCUCCCAAUGAAGUUCCCAUUACCUUGACGACCUUCCCUCGCUUGGGAACCAAAGACGACUACAUACAGCCAUAUUACCCUCCAUCUGGACCCGCUCUUCGUUCUCAGUUCGUUCCUGAUGAGAUUGCCAACCCCCACAUCCGAUUCCCCACAUUGGCAGCCAACAUUCGAUCAAGGAGAGGACGGAAAGUUGAAUUGAAUGUUCCUGUCUUCCACGACACAAACACUCCAAAGCCCUUCAAGGAUCCUACUGUGAACUAUGACCUCCACAACUGGCCUGAAGAUGAUGAUGUCCGUAACGGCGCAGCCAAGGACGACCAUGUUUACAUGGACGCCAUGGCGUUUGGAAUGGGCAGUUGUUGUCUCCAAAUCACAUUCCAAGCAAAGAACAUGACGGAGGGCAGGAAGCUUUACGAUCAGUUGAGUCCUCUGGGUCCCAUACUUCUGGCCCUCACCGCCGCUACACCCAUAUACAAGGGUUUCUUGGUGGACACGGAUGUGCGAUGGAACCAAAUUGGAAAUGCAGUGGAUGAUAGAACCCGGGAAGAGCUGGGCGAAGCUCCACUCGAGAAUGACCGGUGGAGAAUCCCUAAGUCUCGGUACGCCUCCAACUCGACCUACCUCUCUCAAGAUCCUCGUCUCCGAAAAGAGUACUUUGAUCCCGACCUAGUCGUCGACGAGGACAUCAAGAAGCGCCUCAUGGACGGGGGUAUGGACGAAUUACUAGCCACUCAUUUUGCACACUUGUUCAUCCGUGACCCAUUGGUGAUCUUCUCUGAAGACCUUGAGGAGCUAGAUCUCAACAAGAGUGACCACUUCGAGAAUUUACAAUCUACUAAUUGGCAGCACAUGCGUUUCAAGCCGCCUCCCCCUGACAAGGACGACAUUGGCUGGAGGGUCGAAUUCCGCUCUAUGGAAAUCCAAAUUACCGAUUUCGAGAAUGCGGCUUUCAGCAUUUUCAUCGUGCUGGUCACCCGUGCUAUUCUAAGUUUCGAUCUCAACUUCUACAUUCCAAUCCAACGCACCACAGAGAAUAUGGAAACGGCACACGCGCGCGACGCAGUGAACGAUCGGAAAUUCUGGUUCCGCAAGGACCCCUUCGCAAGCAGAGUUCCCCGGAGUUCGCAGCAAUCGACCAACGGCAGCACCUUCUCGUCAGGCACAUCAUCCGCCGUCAACACUCCACCACCAUCUCCCCCUCUAGGACCUGUCGAAACAGAGUUCGAUCUCAUGACUAUCGACGACAUCGUCAAUGGAUGUGCCGACGGAUCGUUCCCGGGUCUGAUUCCGCUUGUGGAGUCAUAUCUCAACAGUGUCAACGUAGACGUUGAGACAAGGUGUUUCUUGGCCAGCUAUCUUGACCUGAUCCGAAAGCGAGCCAACGGAACUUUAUGGACCGGAGCUCGCUGGAUGCGUGAGUUUGUGGCUAAGCACCCUAGCUACAAGCAGGACAGCGUUGUGUCUGAGGAAAUCACGUACGACCUGGUCAAGGCUGUUGAGGAGAUGACAAUCAAGGAGGGCAAAAAUGGAUCGGUCGGGUGGGAGCUUCUUCGGGGCAGGAAGGUCUAG
This is a messenger RNA of Penicillium brevicompactum, 2013 nucleotides long. RefSeq names its product glutamate--cysteine ligase. The transcript is spliced from 7 exons. The record is from RefSeq and is a predicted model, not a curated record. Gene Ontology annotation, cellular component: glutamate-cysteine ligase complex. Gene Ontology annotation, biological process: glutathione biosynthetic process. Gene Ontology annotation, molecular function: glutamate-cysteine ligase activity. The coding region runs from base 1 to 2013 and encodes 670 amino acids. Lineage: Eukaryota; Fungi; Ascomycota; Eurotiomycetes; Eurotiales; Aspergillaceae.